AUGGCAAAGCUACUUUGGCUGGUGCAGAAGCCGGUGUAUUUCCUGGGGAGGCAAUGGAACGGCAUCGACAUAGCUAGUGUCAUCACCCUUACUGUUUUUCAUCUCAUUGCUCUUCUGGCGCCUUUUUACUUCACCUGGUCUGCAUUUUGGUUGGGUGUAGCACUCUACUAUGUCACUGGUGUGGGAGUGACUCUAUCUUUCCAUAGAAAUCUCGCCCACAAAAGCUUCAAGCUUCCCAAAUGGCUUGAAUACUUCUUUGCCUAUUGUGCCGUUCAUUCGCUUCAGGGAAGUCCACUAGAAUGGGUUAGCUCGCACAGGAGUCAUCACCAGUUUACAGACACACCGAAUGACCCUCAUACACCUCUUAAGGGUUUCUGGUUCAGCCACAUUGGUUGGAUUUUUGAUUUUCGUAGACGUUUUGGGAGUUAUGAUGGAAGACUAUACAAUGUCGGAGAUAUGAAAAAACAAAGCUUCUACAGGUUUCUUCACUACACUUACCCAUAUCACUGUAUUGCUUGUGGAGUUGUACUUUAUCGCAUAGGAGGAAUGCCCUACUUAGUUUGGGGACUGGCUGUGAGAACAAUAUUUCUUCUCCAUGUAACAUUUUCAGUAAAUUCGAUUUGCCACAUAUGGGGAAAUCAAGUAUGGGAUACUGGUGAUAUGUCCAGAAACAAUUGGUUAUUUGGAUUGCUAGCUCAUGGAGAGGGUUGGCAUAAUAACCACCAUGCUUUUGAGUACUCAGCUCGACAAGGUUUCGAAUGGUGGCAAAUUGAUAUUACUUGGUAUUUGAUAAGGUUUCUUGAAAUUGUUGGUUUGGCAACGGACGUUAAGCUCCCGACUGAGCUUCAGAAGAGCCGAAAAGCUUUAUUGAACAAAGUCAGUAACAUGGAGCCGCAGGAGGGAAGGUUCGAAACAAAAGUGAAAUGA
Messenger RNA from Argentina anserina (silverweed cinquefoil), 927 nucleotides. RefSeq names its product palmitoyl-monogalactosyldiacylglycerol delta-7 desaturase, chloroplastic-like. Bases 1 to 927 code for a protein of 308 amino acids. Gene Ontology annotation, biological process: lipid metabolic process. The transcript is spliced from 5 exons. The record is from RefSeq and is a predicted model, not a curated record. NCBI's taxonomy places the organism in Eukaryota, Viridiplantae, Streptophyta, Magnoliopsida, Rosales, Rosaceae. Gene Ontology annotation, molecular function: oxidoreductase activity, acting on paired donors, with oxidation of a pair of donors resulting in the reduction of molecular oxygen to two molecules of water. Gene Ontology annotation, cellular component: endoplasmic reticulum membrane.